This is a messenger RNA of Fundulus heteroclitus (mummichog), 1541 nucleotides long. Its product is annotated as ankyrin repeat and SOCS box protein 9. The transcript has 7 exons. Bases 120 to 1022 code for a protein of 300 amino acids. Gene Ontology annotation, biological process: intracellular signal transduction; protein ubiquitination; positive regulation of protein catabolic process. The record is from RefSeq and is a predicted model, not a curated record. NCBI's taxonomy places the organism in Eukaryota, Metazoa, Chordata, Actinopteri, Cyprinodontiformes, Fundulidae. Gene Ontology annotation, molecular function: protein binding.
GUCGGACGGCCUCCUUCCUGCUGGGAGGUAAUAGCGCGAAACCGACAAGAACUGCUCUUAAAAUAGGACCAAACAUCCUACCAGCUUGAAGCAAGCAGGACAUUUACAGCAGGUGAAUUAUGUCCGCUGGAAACAAAGAGGAAGAGCCAGAAACGGCAUGUGCAGGGGCGGCGCCGGUCUACUUCUCCAACCCUUUGAUGAGCGACGUUGAAUCCGACUGGUCCCCGAUUCAUGACGCCGCUUUUAAUGGGCGAGCUCUGGGCCUGCAAAGACUCAUCGCUCAGGGAAUGUGUGUAAACCUCAGCACUCUGGACCACAUCUCACCCCUUCACGGAGCGUGCAUGCAAGGCCACGCAAACUGUGCCAAGCUGCUGGUGGAAAGCGGAGCAAACGUGAACAGCGCAACUUUGGACGGACACACGGCCUUAACUAAAGCUUGUGCCGGGGGCCAUGCGACCUGCGCGUCUCUGCUGCUCCGACACGGGGCGACCCCCCGGGGCACCAGCCCGUCCGGCUCUCCGAUCCACUGGGCUGCCGCCAAGGGUCACCCUGAAUGCAUCGAAACGCUCGUUGAGGGCGGCGCAGAUGUGGAUCAGCAUAUUGAUACAUUAGGAUCUCCUCUCCACGUCGCCUGCUCCAAUCAGCAGCUGAGCUCUGUGAGGAAGCUUCUUCAGCUCGGCGCAGACGUCAACAGGAGCGUUUCCGGGGACUCUCCUCUGCACGUCGCCUCGCGUCUCUCCAGCCCCGAGUUGGUCUCUGCCCUGCUGGAUCACGGGGCAGACAGUCUCCUGGUGAACUCAGAGGGCAAGCGGGCCCUGGACCUGGCUCCCCCUGACAGCCGGGCGGGGCGACUGCUCAGAGAAGCAGGAGGAGUGUCUCCUCUAAAGCAGCUGUGCCGGCUACACAUCAGGAGAACGGUGGGCAAGCAGAGGCUGGCUGGCAUUCCUGACCUUCACCUCCCCACAAAGCUGAUACAGUACCUUCUCUACCAAUCGGAGCAGACGGACGCUCAAAAGCCCUGAAAUCACUUCCACCCUGCCACCCCAGACCGUGCGCCAUGCGCAUUUUGGCCAGCAGGGGGAGAACUUGCACAACCUGGCAGAGUCAUUUCCUUUCUGAAGGAGAGCCUCAAGAUGAGCUUGGAAUAAUUAAUCCUGGUUAUAAAGAAACUUAAACGUCUGGUUCUAAAAUAUUCAUAAGCAAUAACACAUUUCCAGCAGGAAAAAAAAAAAAAGUCAAAGCACAUAACAGAGUUAAACUACUAUAGGGUUAUUUUUUUUUUUUUAUACGACACACGAAUCCUCCUUGUGUUGUAUUUCUUUGCAGAUUGUAAAUAAAAGCUGGAUUUUAUAACAGUAUUUAAAAAAAGACACUAGAUAAACGUUUUUACUGCUUUUGUCUUCAGGAUGAAAAUUCAACAAUUAAACUGCAAUAUAAGGACUAAUUCAAGCUAAAUUCUUCAUGUUUGCUUCCUCUGGGUUGGAGAGAAAUGUACUAAUAAAGCUUUAAUGUAUUUUUGUAGGCAUUACUGCUUAAAAUGA